AUGCCCAUUUUCACUCUCCUCCUUGUCUCCGGAGCCUCGUUAGUCCAUCCGUUCAACGGAUUUGUAGAUCGGAUCUUCGAAGUUCAUUUGUCUGUCAGCCAAUAUGGAGCCGAACGAACGGACGAACUUGGAAGCUUGGCAAUCGUGCAACUGAGACUCUCUCAUUUGCUACAUUUCAUCAGCCCCGACGGGAGUCGAGACGACCUGUUGCGUGUCAUCUUCAUACAUUUCAUGUUGUCGAAUGGCGGCAAUCUGUACUUCUGCCUUCGGAUGCCCACCUCCUGCGUGUGUAAGUGGACGGACAGAACAGGUUUCGGACGUCCAGAAUUAGGGCCUCUGUCGACAAUUCAGUCGCUUGCUUCACUUCACCUCAUCACGGCCCUCGGCUGA
Protopolystoma xenopodis is the source of this 390-nucleotide messenger RNA. Lineage: Eukaryota; Metazoa; Platyhelminthes; Monogenea; Polystomatidea; Polystomatidae. The record is from the annotation of a GenBank genome assembly.